This is a messenger RNA of Papilio polytes (common Mormon), 4047 nucleotides long. It is a transcript of the gene norpA, whose product is annotated as 1-phosphatidylinositol 4,5-bisphosphate phosphodiesterase. Gene Ontology annotation, molecular function: phosphatidylinositol-4,5-bisphosphate phospholipase C activity; calcium ion binding. Gene Ontology annotation, biological process: phosphatidylinositol-mediated signaling; lipid metabolic process. The transcript is spliced from 20 exons. Lineage: Eukaryota; Metazoa; Arthropoda; Insecta; Lepidoptera; Papilionidae. The record is from RefSeq and is a predicted model, not a curated record.
GCGACGCCAGCGUCACCUGUUCACUGCUUCACAUCGGAUUUCCAGUUUUCCACAGUCCGCGAGAACGCGUCGCGUGGUCGCGUCCCUUCCCUAGCGCGGGAAUAACAUUAUCUGUGCGUGUAAUCAACUGUCAAAUUGUCAAUUAUUAUACACUUCAAAUUUUGUUUUUCGAAUUCUAUAGUUAAAAAAACAGUUUGUUCCGAGUUCCGAGUGAUUUUCACAGGAUCAAAGUUAACUUACAGCUAAGGGUUUGAAUAUGGACAACUGCUGAACGGUGCGAGAUCGAGGUGUGGCGCUAAACUCAACCUUACAGGAUGACCAAAAAGUUCGAAUUCAACUGGCAGAUCCCCGUCCCGGAACCGCUGCUGCAAGGCGCGGUGUUCGACCGAUGGACGGAGGAGAAGGACAACACAGAACUUGAGCAGAACUGCCUCUUCAAGGUCGACGAGUACGGCUUCUUUAUCUACUGGAAGAGCGAAGGCAAGGAUGGUGACGUCAUCGAACUUUGUCAAGUCAGCGACGUGAGAUCUGGGGGAGUGCCUAAGCCGGAAUCAAAAUUGAGCACAAAUCUAUUCAACAAGCAUGGAGAGACAUUGGAAGAUAAGUCGUUGACGAUCUGCAGUGGUACAGACUAUAUAAACAUUAAUUACCAGCAUGUUGUGUGUCCUGAUGCUGCUACGGCUAAGGUAUGGCUUGACGGCCUGAGAAAAAUCACCCACAAUGUGAAAGCGAACAAUGUGUGCCCGAUGACAUGCCUCAAGAAACAUUGGAUGCGGCUUUGCUUCCUGACGGACCCGCGCGGCAAGGUUCCAGUUAAAGUGGUGGCUCGUACAUUCGCUUCGGGCAAGACGGAGAAAUUGGUCUACCAGUGUUUGUCGGAGCUAGGCCUGCCCUCCGGCAAGAACGAGGCUAUGGAGAAGGAAGCUUUCACCUUCGAUAAGUUCUACGCAUUAUAUCAUAAAAUCUGUCCCAGGAAUGAUAUCGAAGAAUUGUUCAGAUCUAUUACUCAAGGUAAAUCGGAUACCAUCAAUUUGGACCAGUUCGUGAAUUUCUUGAACGAGAAACAACGCGACCCGCGACUUAACGAGAUCCUGUACCCGCUGUAUGACGACAAACGUGCGUUGGAAAUCAUCACUGAUUACGAGCAGAACGAGGAGGCAAAGAAUGCUAAAUGUCUGACGAAGGACGGCCUGAUCCGCUACCUGAUGUCCGACGAGAACGCGCCAGUGUUCCUGGACCGCCUGGACACGUACAUGGACAUGGACCAGCCGCUGGCGCACUACUACAUCAACUCCUCGCACAACACCUACCUCUCCGGCCGCCAGUUCGGCGGCAAGAGCUCCGUCGAGAUGUACCGACAGGUCCUUCUAGCAGGAUGCCGUUGCGUGGAACUGGAUUGCUGGGAUGGUAAAGGCGAAGACGAGGAGCCAAUCAUAACCCACGGCAUGGCGAUGUGUACCGAUAUCUUAUUCCGUGACGUCAUCUACGCGCUGCGCGACACCGCCUUCGUGACGUCAGACUGCCCCGUCAUCCUCUCCUUCGAGAACCACUGCUGCAAGGCGCAGCAGUACAAACUCGCCAAGUACUGCGACGAGAUCCUAGGAGACCUGCUGCUGAAGGAGCCUCUGCCUGAACACCCGUUGGAGCCUGGCCAGCCGUUGCCGCCACCUUCAAUGCUCAAGAGGAAGAUCAUGAUCAAGAACAAACGGCUGAAGCCGGAAGUGGAGAAGCAGGAGCUUGAACUCUUCAGACAGGGACAGUUCGUUAUAGAAGACGAGGUGAAAGAAGAUGCGUCUGCUGUAGUGGUGCCGGAGAAGAAGCCGGAGGAGGUGGUGGCGGAGGCGGCCGCUGGGGGGGAUGAAGCACCCCCGCCUGUAGCCUACACCGGCUCCACCACCAACGUGCACCCCUGGCUCUCCUCCAUGGUCAACUACGCACAGCCCAUCAAGUUCCAGGGCUUCGAGGAGGCUGAGAAGAAGAAUAUCUACCACAACAUGUCAUCGUUCGCGGAGACCACCGGCAUGAACUACCUGAAGUCGCAGGCCAUCGACUUCGUGAACUACAACAAGCGGCAGAUGUCCCGCAUCUACCCCAAGGGCACGCGCGCUGACUCCUCCAACUACAUGCCGCAGGUGAUAGCGGGUCAGUUCUUAUCAGACAAGAAGGUGGGCACGUACGUGGAGGUGGACAUGUACGGUCUACCUUCAGACACCAUCAGGAAGGAGUUCCGCACGCGCAUGGUGCCCGCCAACGGACUCAACCCCGUCUACAAUGAGGAGCCCUUCCUCUUCCGUAAGGUGGUGCUGCCGGACCUGGCGGUGCUGCGGUUCGGCGUGUACGACGAGAGCGGCAAGCUGCUGGGGCAGCGCAUCCUGCCGCUGGACGGGCUGCAGGCGGGCUACCGCCACAUCUCGCUGCGCACGGAGGCCAACUUCCCCAUGUCGCUGCCCAUGCUCUUCGCCAACAUCGACCUCAAGAUAUACGUGCCUGAUGGGUUCGAAGACUUCAUGGCGGCGCUGUCGGACCCGCGCGCCUUCAUGGGCGCGGCCAAGGAGCGCACAGACAACAUGAAGGCCAUGGGCAUCGAGGAGAGCGCGCCCGAGAAGAAGGUCACCAUCGAGGAGAAGAAAGAAGAGCCGCCGUUAGUAUUCGAGCCGAUCACGGUGGAGUCGCUGCGCCAGGAGAAGGGAUUCCUGAAGACGGGCCGCAAGCAGCAGAAGGAGCUGGAGACGAUGCGGAAACGACACGCCAAGGAGAAGAUGGCCAUGCAGAAGCAGCAGUGCGCCGCGCUAGAGAAGAUGAUUAAAGGAAAGAAGUAAGACUUGAUCAUAUUAGGCAAGGAGGUCGCCAACGACAAGACCCUCAAGACCAAGCAGGAGAAGGACCGCAGACUGCGAGAGAAGAAGCAGAACAACACCAAGAAGUUCAUGGACGAGCGGAAGACUCAACUAAUAAAGCAUUCUCGUGAGAAGGAGAAACUGAAGGGAACACACGACAAACAACUCGAAGAACUCUCCAAAGAUGUAGAUAAUCUGAUCGAGAUGUACAAGAUGGAGGAGUCGGAGUUCGAGAUGGCCAGCAAGACGGAGUUCCUCGCAUGAAAGUACCCGCACCUCGCCCCGCUGCUGCGACAGCUGCCCGGCUAGUGCGGUAUAUCGUACUGUGUCGUACAGUACAGUAAAGUACAAUACCGUAGAGUACAGUACAAUACCGUAAAGUACAGUACAGCACCUAUAGUACAGUAGAAUACCAUAUAGUACAGUACAAUGCCGCAGAGUACAGUACAGUAACGUAACGUACUAUACGGUACUGUACUGUACCGUGUAGUACUGUGUCGUACAUUUCUGUAUUAUGACGAACUAUGUAUGAAUGUAUGUACUAUGUAUGUACUAUACGUGACAUACUGCACGGUACUAUACCGUACUGUACCGUAGUACGGUAUUGUACACGUCGUAUAGUACUGUUCGCAAUAGUACGGGACUACGACACAAUACCGUACUGUGAUAUAGUACUAUACAGUGGUACAGUCCCGUACAAUGACGUACUAUGUAGUGCGGUAUUGUUCUUUACAGUGAAGUACAAUGCCGCACAGUAGUACAGAGCAAGGUACAGUGCGACACAGUACAAUGCGGUACAGUGUCGUUAAGUGCGGGGAAGUGACACAAUGAUCUCUAAACAAACUAUACGUGUUUUAGUGUUAAUUAGUUCUAAGUUUUCAGCCUGCAUUAAUAAGUAGAUAUAACUUAGUACAAAAUUUUUCUAGAUAUCAAUAGAGAAAAAAAUUAUUUUAUGCUAUAGAAGUAACUUUUUUUGUGUUUUUUUAAUGAAAAAAAUGAGUCUUCAAUAAACAUACGGUUACUCUUAGUAAAAUUAUCAAAAUAGUUAAUUUUUUAUUGCAGGCUGAUUUAGGCUAAGUAAUUUAAGUAUAAAAGAGUUUCCAUAAGAAACCUGUAUGGAAACAUUGUAAUCUCGCUCAUUUACAACAGAUUUCGUAGUUUCAUCAGUGUAAACCUACGGUUACCUUGAAUCCUCAACACUAUUAGUAUU